Cyprinus carpio (common carp) is the source of this 2297-nucleotide messenger RNA. Its product is annotated as cystatin-like protein. The record is from RefSeq and is a predicted model, not a curated record. NCBI's taxonomy places the organism in Eukaryota, Metazoa, Chordata, Actinopteri, Cypriniformes, Cyprinidae. The coding region runs from base 77 to 544 and encodes 155 amino acids. The transcript has 8 exons.
ACCAAUCACUGUAGUGAUCUGUGUAGAUCAGGCAAAACAUCAGGCAAACAGCACAGCACUUCAGUUACUGGUCAAGAUGAGAGGCUUACUGUUCCUGCUCAACGCUCUGCUCCUGCUGGAGUCAACAAAGGGAUUGAUGGAAUAUGAUGAGUUAAAUGAUCAUGACAGAGGAAUUGUUGACAGGGCAAUAGAACGAGCCAAUAAGGAUUUUGGAAAAACCAAACACCUUGACUUUUACACCAUUGUCAAUAGAAAUAAAGAUAUGGUCAAUGUGAUCCUGAAAUCCACCUCAUGUGACAGCAAAACACCGAGUGUCCAUCGGAAUUACUGUAAAUUCCACGAGAAGGCACCUCAGGUUUCCUGUAUUGACUGUCAAGGAAGCAUGGAACCAUGUUUGCUUCUCAGACAAAAGGACGAGAUUAAAAAAAGGAUGGAGAAAUGUCCCCUGUCACAAGAUGUUCAUUUCACUGGGGGAGGACAUUCACUGUUCCAAAAAUCAGGAAAUGGACACCAGCAACAAACUGGAUGUCUUGGAUGCAUCUGAGAUGUAAAAAGGAUCAAGGACAAUUGCAACUGACCUCUAAACCCUAAUGUUGUCUUUACUUAAACAAUCAAGUAAUGUUGACUAAACAUUACUUAAAAUUUUGCAUUUUGGCCCUUUCACUCAAAAAUAUGAGUUAAUUUAACUUAUUUUCCUUCAACAUGCAUAAAUUUAAGAUUUCAAGUCUUGUGAACUCAAAAUCAUGAUUAAUCCUUUGGAAAAACUCAACAUCACUCUGUUCUUCCUUUAAUGUGAUUGGCCAUGCAAGAGAACAAAAGCACUGAUUGGUGGAUUACAAAAUUGGUCCUGUUGGCCUCGUCUGUUCGGUUGCUGAUACCACAUUGAUUUCAAGACGGAAGUUUUUCUUUGUGUACUAUGUUCGGUGACAUGAGAUACGGAGAUGUGGAAAUGUUUGCAUGGAGUUCACCCUUUUUAAAAACAAAAAUCUACAGCAGGAAUUCUAUGAAAACCUGGACGGACACAGUUGACGGUUCAUGGACCUUUUUAAAACCAGAAGGGGAACUCCUGGUCAGCACUUGAAGUUUUUACAGAAAAUAGAGUCAGACCAGCCAACUGAGGUCUGAACCCUUGUUCUUCAAGGACUGACUAUCAUGCUGGGAAAUGAAGACUCUUCUUUCUUCAAGUCAUGUUUAGUGUCUGAUCAUUGCAACACUAUCCUUGAUGUGCCAAUGGGGAUCUUAUUCGAGCACACUGAUCUUCAGCCCCAAACUCCUUGCAUUUGAAUAAUUUCUGAAGGCCAAGUGGUGAUGGACAAAAUGCAGGACCUCCCACAGGCAAUCUUCUGUUCGGUUUGAUUUAUGCACUAGACCUGAAUUACCCAAAAUCACUCGCCAACACAUUUGAUUUCAUCCAGCGUGUACUAAUGUGAAUGGGAUAGAAUGCUCUCAAGCCUAGAGUUCAGUCUCUAGCAAACCAGUUUUUUUGCUUAAGAAACGUCACUGAGAUACUUUAACACCACCCUUUGUAUUGGCUUUUUUCCACCAUUGAUUUACUCCAUUAUCCAUUUAUGAAAAAUAAAAAGUAUCUUUAAAUAGUUAAAUGAGUUCUACGAUUGAUGUGGAGUAUUUAAUUUGGGAUAUUGUUACCAUAAAAAGUAUGUUUAAAUAGUUAAAUGCACAGAGUUCUACAAUUGAUGUGGAGUAUUUAAUUUGGGAUAUUGUUACCAUUGUUACACCUCUGUAUGACCCGUAAUAUUUCCAUUACAGUAUAGUUUCAGUAUGUAUUAUUUUAGUUUGCCGUGUUUCCACAAAGCUUAAAUGGUGAACUUUAGUAAGACUGUAUGUUUAGCCUACAUGUUCAGUACAUUAACAAUUGUGAGACUUAAAAAGUGUAAUUAAGUGCACAGAGUUGUACAAUUGAUGUAAGUACACUAGUAAAUGUUGAACAUUUUUACUGUUGUUACCACCUUUACAGUGUGGUUGUGUCCCAGUAAUAUUUCCACUACAGUUUGUACUGUAAUACUGUGAAACUUUGGUGAAAGACACCGUUGAGUAUGUUUUAUUUUAGUUUGCUAUGUUUGCACAAAGCUUAAACGGUCAAAUCUAAUUAGGUUUACACUAACAUAAUUGCGAUACUGGAGUAAGGUAUAUAAGUGCAUAGAGUUGUAUUAUUGAUGUACUACACUAGUUAAUUUUGUUACCACAUUUACAGUGUGGCUGUGACCCAUUACAGUAUAGGGUUUACUGUAUUUUCAUUAAUAUUGUGACAUUUUGUCAAUAAAAAGUCAAAGAUUAAA